Molecule: messenger RNA, 3309 nt
Organism: Geodia barretti
Lineage: Eukaryota; Metazoa; Porifera; Demospongiae; Tetractinellida; Geodiidae
Source: the annotation of a GenBank genome assembly
AAUAGAUGCAAACUCCUUUCAUAAAGUUCUUCCACAAUCCUUAGAAUACACCACUCGGGGACCUGCGGCUGAGCCAUGACAAAGAUAUAUUUCUAGUUAAAGCCCACUAUAUCAAAGGUCAAAGACCCGGCUCGCUCAUGCGCAUGCUCAUAAAGUACCAGUAGGUGAGUGUGUGCAGUUCAGUCUCAAAUGAGAGUGAGUGUCAAUACGUACAGAGUCAAAAAUAAUAGAGUAUAACAUUCCGCAUGAUUUGCGCAUGCGCUGUUUCUUGAACUCACAUACAUACGUACGUACACACGUACAUAUAUGCGCGUGCGCUGUUAUUUUGUGCGCAUGAGCAUAGAAAAGGACAUAAAUGUACGACGUCUUCGCGGCUUUAUUCACUCGCCGCUGCUCGCGGGAAAACAAACAAUGAAGUUGGGCUGGGCUUGUAUUUUGCUUACGCUUGCUCAGGCUGGGCUGGGCGACAUUGUAACACCGUGCAGUGAUACGGAUGUUACGGCCCUCAGAGACACACUUCGCCAGUCAGCGUGCAAGCUUGUUCCAGGCCGAGGAAACGACACCCAGACGCAGAUCUUCAGAGAGAGUGUGUAUAAGAAGCAUGGUCAACAAAAUAUUUUGUCUCCAUUCUUCGCUUUUGCAAGCCUCUUCCGACCCAACCCAGCUCUGGUGUGGUGCCGCUCUCCCUGCUCGCUAAAGUCUGCCAACAUCACGUGGUGCAUCAACAUCGCCUAUCUGGACAGGGUUGUGGAGACGUGCGUCAGGCUGGGGGAGGAUGGGCAGAUUGUCACUAACAGCACCUGCGAGGCGGAGCUGGUGGGUGUCCCAAGUGUACUGGACCUUCCCUCAGUUUGUACGUUUGCAGGAGACACUGGGUGUCUUGCCAUGGCCAACCUGGACUGGUUCUAUGAAGGCUCUCUCAUGACCUGCACCGUUGAGUCAGAGACCUGCAGCUCUAAGUCUUUCACAACUCUGCUCACCACAAGUGGCAUUGCUCAGCCACCAGAGUUUGAGCUCUUCCCUUUGUCUCCCUUCAACAUUCUCACCAGCAACCAGGUGGUCCUUCACGUAGAGCUCAGUUCUCCAACGGAAAGGAUCACUGUAAUCUGGCAACAUAGAGACACUCUUCACAACCAAUUCAUCUAUGAAGAUCCUUUUUGUGUCAGUCUACACGAGGAAUGUCAGAAUGACACUCACCCCAGGGCAGCACAGUUGCGGCAGGAGAGGAUCAGAACUUACCGCACCACUCGCGUCGUGGAGUUAGAUGGUUGUCAGAGCAGUUUCUUCUAUCGCCUAGAGACCUACCUCAUAAUUGACAAUGCAACUGCUGAGGACAGUGGUGAAUACAUUUUCAAUUCGACUGUCACCCAUACAGGAUCCGAUCCUAUCACUGUUGCUCGCAGUGUCAAUGUGUCUAUCAGCUGUGAAAACCGCCCUCCUCCGAUCGAGUCAACUGCAGCGCCUCUCUCCAUCCGUGUACAAGGAAACAACAGCUAUUGGGAGUGUACUCUAACUGACCAUCCCGGAGCCAACCUCGUUCUAGUCUUGAACAAGACCACUGUCCUCCAGCCUAGCAAACCAGGCACCACUUGCAGGAACCGCUCUGAAGUGGUCUUCUACGUGGAGCCAACACCAAAGCACACCUGCUACAGCAAGUUCAAGAUGGUGGUGUUUGUCUGCUCAGCCGACUACAGUCUGGUGGGGGAGUACAGUGUGAUGAACAGCAGUGGCCACUGGGCUCCCGGCAGCUCUGUCUUUGUGAAGGUGGUAGAGGGGCAGACUAUCCUAACUAUCCCCAACUCUCAUGCUUCCUCGAGUGGUAAGGGAGAGGAUGAAAAUCAAGUUGUGUACACUGCUGUUCCAGUGUCGAUCUUGGUGGUAUUGGUGGUGGUUGUGCUGGUAGUGCUGCUGGUGGUGCUGCGCAGCCGCAAGAGAACUCGAGACAGGAGGAUCCUCACUAGAGUCCACAGCCCUUCGCUGAAGGAGGUGGCCUUCCUCAAGGAGGACGGCGGCGAGCCAGGACUACACUCACCUAGUUCCCCUGGCAACUGUAACCUUGGUGACCCCCUUGAGUUUCCUCGCAACAGACUCUACGUUUACUCCAAUAAGAUACUUGGGGAGGGCUCCUUUGGGAGAGUGCUCCAGGCCAAGGCACAGGGAAUAGUGCCUGGCAUGCCAGACAGGAAUAUUGUUGCUGUCAAGACAACAAAAGACAAUGCCACUAGUCUGGAGAGAGAAGAGCUGCUGGCAGAGUUGCAGCUGAUGAAGUUCAUGGACCCACACGAGAACAUCCUCAAUCUACUUGGUCACUGCACUACUCCAGGUGGCCCUGUUUGCCUGAUUGUGGAGUAUGCGUCGUACGGGAAUCUGAGAGACUUUCUGCGGCAGUGUGAAGAGGUGGUCCUCUCCCUCAACCACAUGCCACACAUCCCCCGCAACAGGUCUCGAACACGGACCUUCUCUGCCUCCAGCUGCAGCUCCUCUCAGCCACUCAUCUCCAGACAAGACUCAGUGUUCACCCCCAGCAGUGGCCACACCCACUUUGUUUUCCCGUCUUCCCCAACAAGCCAUGUCAGCAGUGGCAGCUGCAGCAGUGACACAGGAGGCAAGAUGACGGCCCACCAUCCCGACGCAGCCGCCAUUCCUCUGGCUCAUUCAGUGGCUCCCAUUGGUCACGACUACCUCAACACAAAGGGUCUGGUGUACAUGGAGGAUGUGCACAACUUUGCUCUCCAGAUUGCCUGUGGGUUGGAGCACCUCGCCAGCAUGCAGAUCGUACACUGUGACUUGGCAGCUCGCAAUGUGCUCAUUGCAGAGGGCUUUGUUCUCAAGAUUGCAGAUUUUGGUCUGGCAAGGGAUAUCAGUGAAAGGGAAAUGUACAAGAAGAACCCAAGAGGCAAAAUUCCAGUCAAAUGGACUGCUCCUGAGGCGCUGGAGAAAAGGAUAUUCACAGUCAAAAGUGACGUGUGGUCCUAUGGAGUUCUGCUGUGGGAACUCUUUACUUACGGCCACACCCCCUACCCGGAAUUCAACCUCGGGACGUCGUACGAGCCGUUCAUUGAGUUCCUGAAGUCUGGGAAUCGCAUGCAGCAGCCUGAGAGUUGUCCACCUACUUUCUAUGACCUGAUGUUGGAGUGCUGGCAUCUGGACCCCAGUCUGCGACCUUCUCCCCACGACAUAGUGGCCCAACUCACUCCCUCUGACUCCAUCUUUGACGACGCUGACUCUGAGGUUCAUGCAGCUCAGAACACCGUCUGCUCAAAGUUGACCUCCAGUAGCAACGGAGGCCACCAGUCAUCCCAGGAAUAA